Messenger RNA from Naegleria fowleri, 837 nucleotides. RefSeq lists its product as uncharacterized. The record is from RefSeq and is a predicted model, not a curated record. NCBI's taxonomy places the organism in Eukaryota, Heterolobosea, Eutetramitea, Acrasida, Naegleriidae. The coding region runs from base 1 to 837 and encodes 278 amino acids. The transcript is spliced from 3 exons.
AUGAUUGCCAGCACAAAUUCAAGAUCGCGAGAGGAUCAACAGGAUCAACAACCAACAACAACAACAAUAACGGAUACCACCAACAAAGAGAAUAGUCCAUUCUUCAUUGAUGAUGAAUAUAAACUUCGGAUGACACGAGGAGAAGAGGAAGAAGAAGAUUUUCCAGAAAUGGUGGAUCAUGUUUUUAAUUAUGCACGACUUGUUUCCGAUACCAGUAAAAUGUAUCAACUGAAGAAUUAUUAUGCAGGAGCCUCCAACGGAUUUGUUCGAGUUUAUACAGCUGAGGGACAUAAAUAUUGGUUAGCUCAGGCAAUGACCACUCAUAGAGCCCCAGAUUUUAAAGUACAUUUUUCUGUUGAGAUUGAAGAUAUACCAAAAGCAUUCGAUAUUCUAGCGAAGCACUUCUUUUUGAGCCGUUGUAAGUUUGGCAUGAAAGCUUACAUGCUGAAAGACUGGAAGGACAAGCAUGCAUCUGAAAUUGCACAAUAUAGCGAAACUGUAUCAUCAGUUUCAGAGUUGAGUGUAGAACGUUCGAGUGUGGAAAAUUCAAUACUCUUGAAUUCAAAUGUUAAAUCUGAGGAUCAAUCGAGAGUGUCUUCAUUGUCCAUUGAUAGUGGAUGGCCUGAGCACAUGAGGGGAAGAGAAAUUACUGUUUACAUUUAUCGAUACUAUGAUUUGCAAAAACAUCACACCAUUAGAGAAUACGGUGAAGGAGGAUUAUUCAAGGAAUAUCCGAUACAUGUAAAAACAGAAAAUAAUCCAUACUACAAGUCACACUUUAUGGAAUAUCAACACAUGCAUCCUUUUGAAAUGUUUGAAUUGGAAAAAAAAGCAUGA